Gambusia affinis (western mosquitofish) is the source of this 1737-nucleotide messenger RNA. It is a transcript of the gene grk7b, whose product is annotated as G protein-coupled receptor kinase 7b. The transcript has 4 exons. Gene Ontology annotation, biological process: regulation of signal transduction; protein phosphorylation; signal transduction. Gene Ontology annotation, cellular component: cytoplasm. Gene Ontology annotation, molecular function: ATP binding; rhodopsin kinase activity. Bases 1 to 1638 code for a protein of 545 amino acids. The record is from RefSeq and is a predicted model, not a curated record. NCBI's taxonomy places the organism in Eukaryota, Metazoa, Chordata, Actinopteri, Cyprinodontiformes, Poeciliidae.
AUGGGUGACCAGGCAGGACUGGUCAGCUUGGUGGCCAACACAGCCUACCUGAGAGCUCUGCAGUCUGAUAGCAACGAGCUAAGAAUGAGCCGAGAGUCUCUGACGCUGCCCACGCCAAAGAAGUUCUCUGCUCCUCGGGCAGCACUGGAGAAGACCUAUGAGUCACUUUGUGAGCAGCAGCCUAUAGGAAGGAAGUUGUUUCAGCAGUUUCUCCUGACCUCUGACCCUCAGUAUGUGGCUGUUGCUGAGUUUCUGGAGGAGCUGAACAACUGGAGCGCUGCCGAGGACGGAACCAAAGAAAAGGCCAAACAGAGGAUACUGUCAAAGUUUUGUCAGCCUCAAUCUCAGACUUUCCUCUCCUUUCUCACAGCAGAGGAUGUCAAGGCAUGCCUGUCUCUUUUCGAGAAGAACGACAAGGCAGCCGUGGAGCAGAUCAGAGAAGCAACUAGAAAAUUUCUUAAAGGAAAACCUUUCCUGGAGUACAUGAAAAGCCCCUUCUUUUACCGAUUCCUGCAGUGGAAGGAGUGCGAGAGGCAGAAGAUUACUGACAGAUAUUUUUACGAGUUCAGGAGUUUGGGCAGAGGUGGCUUUGGCGAGGUGUGUGCGGUCCAGGUCAAGCACACAGGCCAGAUGUACGCCUGCAAGAAGCUGGACAAGAAUCGUCUGAAGAAGAAAGGAGGAGAGAGGCUGGCCCUUAUGGAGAAGCAGAUCCUGGAGAAGGUCAACAGCGCCUUCAUUGUGAACCUGGCCUAUGCUUACCAAAGCAAAACCCACCUGUGUCUGGUCAUGACCCUAAUGUCUGGAGGAGACCUCAGGUUCCACAUCUAUGAGUUAGGCAAGAGAGGCAUCCGCAUGGAGCGUGUUGUUUACUACACAGCCCAGAUUGUUAGCGGUAUCCUCCACCUGCACUCGAUGGACAUCGUGUAUCGAGAUAUGAAGCCUGAGAACGUUCUGCUGGAUGCAAAGGGCCAGUGCCGACUGUCAGACCUGGGACUGGCUGUGGAGCUGCCAAAAGGAAAAAUGACUUGCCAGAGGGCUGGUACGACCGGCUACAUGGCUCCAGAGAUCCUGAAGCAGGAGUACUACCGCACAUCUGUGGACUGGUGGGCUCUGGGCUGCAGCAUUUAUGAGAUGGUGGCUGGUCGUUUGCCUUUUAAAGACUUCAGGGAAAAGGUACAGAACAGUGAGGUGAUUCGUCGAACUCUGGAGGAUGAUUGCAAGUUUGAAGACAAAAGCUUUGACGGUCCAACCAAAGAUAUCAUCAACCACUUUCUCAAGAAGAGGGUUCUGUUUCGUCUUGGGUGCCGCAGAGAUGAUGACCCGAGGACUCACACGUUUUUCAAGAAUAUCAAUUUCCACCGUCUGGAGGCAGGGCUGGUGGAGCCCCCCUGGGUGCCAAAACCUAAUGUGGUCUACUCCAAAGACUCUGAAGACUUUAGAGACAACUCUGAGAUCAAGGAUGUCAAGUUUGAUUCUAAGGACGAGAAAUUCUUCAAGGAGUUCAGCACUGGCGCGGUCUCUGUCCGCUGGCAGAGGGAAAUAAUCGACAGUGGAGUAUUUGACGAAGUGAAUAAUCCGGAAGUGAACGGACAUGGCCAAGAGAACUUGUGGACAUCUAGGAUGUGCAUCGUUUUGUGAGAUUCUGGAUUUCUUUACUUGAAAAAUUGUUAAAUUCACUCAUUGCUAUGUGUUAAAUUAAGCUGCUCGGGGAUAUUUUAGGCACUUGCCUUUUGUUCU